This is a messenger RNA of Hansenula ciferrii, 798 nucleotides long. RefSeq names its product Cortactin-binding protein. The record is from RefSeq and is a predicted model, not a curated record. The transcript has 2 exons. NCBI's taxonomy places the organism in Eukaryota, Fungi, Ascomycota, Saccharomycetes, Phaffomycetales, Wickerhamomycetaceae. Bases 1 to 798 code for a protein of 265 amino acids.
AUGAGGAGUAGGUUAUCCAAUGAUUCGGAUUGGAAAGAGAAGAUUAAGCACAACUCCAUUGAUGCUUUCAUUUCUAGAAAAGAACAUGAAUUAGUUGUUCAAAAGUAUGAAAACGAUGCAAAAGAUCAUAGGGAGCGUUUUAAAGAAUGUGAAGGGUUGCAUAUCGAGAUCAAAACAUUAAAACUUGAAACUCAAUCUUUAACUGAACAAUUGAAUCAAGAAAUGCUUAUAAGUGAAUCAAAAAACUCAGCUUUUCAAAAAUUACAUGAAUUUAGUGAAACUUCAAAGAGAAAUUUUGAUGAGGAAAAAUUAAAAUCAGUUGCUAAAGAUAAGAAAAUUAAUGAAUAUGAAAUAAAGAUUAAAGAAUUAGAGAAUAAACUAAUGAGACAAAGUACACAACAAAAUCAAUCAAGUAUAACUGAAAUUAUAUCAACCCCAAAGAAUAUAGAAGCACUUAGACAGCAACUAAAUGACCAAAGUAAUCAAAUUGAAAAUCAAAAUUAUGAAAUAAAAAGACUUGAAGACGAGAAAGAAUUUCUUCGAGAGGAAUUAAACAAAAGUUUAAAACAAGGUAGUACAGAACCAAUUUUGAUACAUGAUGUCAAUAAUAGAGUAAAAAAGAAGAAGAAAUCACAUCGAAAGAAAUUCUCAAGUUCUAAGAAAUCACACAAGAUCAGUAUAAAUUCCAAUCAAACCCCAAUCAUCCAUUUUCAUUUAGAUUCUAAAAAGAAGAAACCUAAAUUGGACCUUGAUAUUCAAAAUCAACCACAUAAUGAACCAAUUACCCCAUUGGAUUAA